Messenger RNA from Helicoverpa zea (corn earworm), 4253 nucleotides. Its product is annotated as putative inactive tyrosine-protein kinase Wsck. The record is from RefSeq and is a predicted model, not a curated record. The transcript has a single exon. NCBI's taxonomy places the organism in Eukaryota, Metazoa, Arthropoda, Insecta, Lepidoptera, Noctuidae. Gene Ontology annotation, biological process: cell surface receptor protein tyrosine kinase signaling pathway; positive regulation of kinase activity; protein phosphorylation. Gene Ontology annotation, molecular function: protein binding; ATP binding; transmembrane receptor protein tyrosine kinase activity. Gene Ontology annotation, cellular component: signaling receptor complex. Bases 226 to 2439 code for a protein of 737 amino acids.
AACAUACCCUGGUGACUGUCAAAAUAAUAACGAACGCAACGCGCUGUGCGAUGUUUUUGUAAAAAUAUAAUUUUAUAUUUAUUUUAUGAAGAAGUUCUAGUAAGAAGUUAAAGAAUGGUGUACGUCUAUAAAAACUGGGCGGCCGUGAACAUCCAGUGCCAAAAACGGUUGUUCUGAGAAUCGCUUUUGUGUAACGGGCGUUUACAAAACGUCAAGUGGGCUUGAAUGAGUCAAUUAUUACACUGGUGGUACACAAUGGAGAGGCAGUGUUACAUAUUUGUAUUAUUGUUGAUGUACUCGUGGGGCUGCAGCGGCGACCGCGGUGACUACAUCGGCUGCUACAAGCUGAUGGUGGAGAAUGUGCUGAACACUCACACGGGCCAAUCCGUGGACGUCUGCUUGUCGGCGUGUGAGCAAGUUUACUACAAGUACGCUAUCAUAGGUAAUGAGUCGACGUGUUUCUGCGGGAAUACGCCCGGUUCAUUCCAGCUACCUUUAGAUAGUUGUACCACAAAGUGCCCUAAGAAUGAUACUCAGAUAUGUGGAGGAGCGAACGCCGCCAGCGUCUAUGACACAGAGGUGCUCUCCCCAGGUCCCCCUGCUUCAAUUAAUGUCACCAAUGUUACAGAAACUACAGUAAGAGUUCGCUGGACUGCACCUGAGGCAUAUUUUUCAAUAUCUGGUUAUGUAAUUAGGGCUAUUGUUGUUGAGACAUACACAGACGUUGCUCUCAUAGAUCUUGAAUGGAGAGUGUCAAACAAAACUUUCUACACUGAGCUACUAAACCUGCAGCCAGGGUCUAAGUAUCAGAUUGGAGUGGUGGCAGUUAAUAAUGGUUUUGAGGGUCCCAACAUUACAACUACAAUAGAGACUAUAAUUGGAACUCCAGACCCCAGCCCACCUGACAUAGAGAUCAGAGAGAGGAGAGGUGACAGGAUGGUGGUACAUAUCCCUCAAGCCAGAAAUGUUAAUGGACCAGUGUCCAUGUACAGGAUUGUGGUCUCCAUUGAGCUGUACCAGCAAGGAUUUAUUGUGGAUACCCUUGGCAACCACACGUAUGCUACAGCCAAUGGUCUACCGUACUACAUCACAGCUGAGCUAGACCCUGAUGACAUUAAGCAUGACUUCAUCAUUGGAGACAGACAUACUUACAACGGGUUCUACAACGCCCCCCUGCCACUCACCAAUGACAUAGACGUGUCCCUUGGAGUUGUCAGUGAAAAAAAUCUUGUCAAAAGGAUCAGAUAUGCAGAAUCAACUAAGAAAAUUAUUUUAAACAUUAACGAACCAGAGGAAACUUCCCCAAUGGUUAUAGCCCUUGGAGCAGCAAUUGCCAUCAGUGUGGUUCUACUUCUUAUUGGUAUAGGACUGCUUAUCAUCAUGAGGAAGAGGAUACAGCUGGUGAGAGCUCAGAGAGGCUCCCAGUCCAUGCCUCUGAGUCUGAGUGAGCCGUGCAUGGAGAUAGAGAACUCGGGCUUUAUCCAAGAGGAAGAUGAAAGAGUAGACUAUUACAGCAACUUGAAAAGAAAGCUGUGGAAUAUCCCUAGGAAUCUCAUAGAUAUUGAUAUUUCUUGCAUUGUUGGUGUGGGCAGCUAUGGUAAAUUUACAAGGGGAAAGGUGCAACAACAUGGGGCACAAACCCCAGGGCUUGUGCAAGUGGUGGCUGACCGGGAGCUGGAGAGACCUGACAAGAAGCAGAUGUUGCAAGAAUUGGACCAGCUCAUCAAGUCAAGUGAACAUGAGAAUGUGAUCUCUCUGAUAGGCUUUUGUGAAACUAACACAACAUUAUUUGUGGUCCUAGAAGAUAGCAAACAUAGCUUGAAAGAUAUGCUGCUUCAGAGCAGGCACAGAGAUCUUCAGAAUAACAAGUUCUGUCUGAUACCUGAAAACAGAAUGCUUCAGUACUUUAUAGAUAUAGCUAGAGGCAUGGAAUACUUGCACAGUAAGAAAAUUUUACACAAACGCCUCAGCUGUCGCAACAUCGCGCUCGGCGAUAACGGCAUCGCGAAAAUCUCAGGUUUUGGGUUAUCUCACAUGAGACCCCUGCAUGAGACUCCUGACUACACCAGGUGGACCUCCCACGAGAUGCUGCGACAGACGAGGUUCAACCCUAAGGCGGAUGUAUGGUCUUUUGGCAUCCUCAUGUGGGAGGCGCUGACAAUAGGCGCGACUCCGUACUUCCACAGCGCUAAUAAAGACGUAGCGGCUCGAAUCCUGCGCGGCAUGCGACCCUCGCAGCCGUCGUACGUGGGCGACGAGCUCUUCCAGCUGUGCCUGCAGUGCUGGCAGGUAGACCCUGAUGAGAGGCCGGCCUUCCCAGGCCUAGUUCAGGAACUGAAGCCUUUUGCCGAAGCUCCCGGCUGCAGGAGUCUUAGCUUUACCCACUACAAUGGAUUCAAUUACGAACCGCACGUACCACAAUACGAAAUCGUCUCAUAGUAUUAAGCAACUAACCAAAAUGUAUUUUAUUCAAUCCAAAGAGUUAUAUUUUAUACUCGGAUGAUAGAUGACGUCGCAACUGGCGCAAAGAGCAAUAUUGUACCAUUAAGGCAUUGAUAAUGUUAGAAUUCCAAUAACAUAAUCAUUUUCGAGCAUUUUAUUACUAUGUAUUAAGUAUUGUUUGUAUCUUCUCGUGUUAACGUCGGGGCGGCUAGCGGUUGUAGUCAUGCGGAACAAAUGAUCACGCACUAUCGACCGCUCACCGUUCAUAAACUAACGGCUGGUUGCAUCAAAUAAAACUAACCUAUUUUUUACUAAUUUUACAAUAGAUUAAAAUAAUAAGCACAUCUUAACGCCAUGUGUUCAAUGUGUGCAUCAUAUUUGGUACAACUGGCUGUUGAUAUGAAUCCCUGUAAUUAUGUGCUCUUUUAAUACAAAAUGACAGCUAAUUAUAGGUUUUUAGAUUCUACAAAAGAUUUUUCUCAAGUAGGUUUUCUACGACUAUUCUAACAAUAUUAACUUAUUCAUUUUAUACUUAAGUAUUACACUUGUAAACUAAGUAAGAUAGUUCAUAACUGUACUAACCAAGAUAUUCAAAUAGCAAUAUGUAUGUCUAGAACAGGCGCCAAUUUAGGUGGCUAUCCUCCAACAGUGUUACCUUUUUCGUAACAUAAACUUAACUUUAGUCAUAACUUAGCUAGUACUAUUGAAGACUUCAAUAUAUUUAAGAAAAAUAUCGAAGUGUUGGAACAAUUUGAAGGCAAUCUCAAGAAAUAUGGUUAUGGCCUAUGUGUUUAAGCUAUACAUAUAUCACUAAUAACAUAAUACAGAACUGAUUUAAAUUUGGCACAAAGUGGGUAGAAUAUGCCAAUUAUCAAAAAGCGAAAUUCUGACCAGUGAUUUAGCAUGAUUGCUUCUAAAAUACAUGGUGAAUUAAGCGAUUAAUGAAACCGAUAAUUCAUACGAUUCUCAAGAAUUUUAUUGUUUUUAAUUCGACGCGCGCCACCUACUAGAUGAUCUUUCUUCGGCCAAUGCAUUUGUGUUGGAGUAUUAAAUGGUAUCGAUCGAUAGCUUAGGUUAAUAUUAUGUAUAAGUAAAAAAAAUAAGUGUAAAUAAGUCAAGCAAUAUAUUUUCCAAUUUAGUUAAUUUUAUACGUAAAUAUCAAAAUGUCAUCAAUAUCUUAAAUUUUAUAAGAGAGUCAGGAUACUUCUCUAAUGAUAAAAAAUGAAAUACAUUUUCUUUGAAAACAUUUCUGUAUCAAGUUCUAUUGCUUUUAUUAGGGAAAUACGAAGAAUCUCAUUAGCAUUUUUGGGAGUUUUUUUUUUGUUAUAUUUAUUAUUUUUGAUACGAGAUAUUACAUCACUAGAUGAUGCUUUUAUAAUAUUUUAAUGUUUUGCAAACUCUUCGAAUCUGAUAUUAUUGUGGCAGCUUGCAGCUUCUAUCCCAGUCUAGGUUUAUUCAUAGGGCUACGUCCAUUGAUGUUUUUUUAUUGACUACGACAUUAGAUCGUUCUACAUCCCUAGGCAUCUGAUACAGAUUUGCUUUUAGAACUACCUAUUAUCUACUCAUUGAAUUUCACGUGUACUUACUCUAAAAAGCAUCCAUGAGUUUUAGUUGUGUUUUAAUUAUUUAUAUACCUAUUACUUUGUCUUACAUAUUUUAUUUAGUUGCUAAGGUUUUUUUACUUAAUUAUUGUGUGAUCUGAAAGGAAAUCCGUCCAUUUCUUCGUAUUUUUGUACGAAAUGUAUUAUUUUGUGUGAACUAUUGUAAUGUAUCCAAGUGACAUUUUUGAUAAUAAAACGAUAGCUAACUUA